AUGUUGGUGGCUUCACCUCAUAAUUCGGGUACUACUCGGGUUGGCGAAUUAUCACCGUACGCUACAUCACCAUACGCAGUUCUAAAUGGUUUGUAUGCUUUGCAUGAUGAACUGGGUUCUGGUGGUUUUGGGAAAGUACACUUAGCAACACAUUUACUAACUUCACAAAAAGUCGCCAUUAAGAUUAUCGAUAAACUCAAAAUUAAGAAAGAAGACUUACCUCGAGUAAGAACUGAGUUAGACGCGUUGAUGUUGUUAUCACAUCAAAAUAUAUGCAGGAUGUACCAGUGUAUUGACACACCUGCGAAAUUCUUCAUUGUUAUGGAGUACUGUAGUGGUGGUGAGAUGUUCGAUUAUAUUGUCAAAAAGGAGCGGUUGGAAGAAUCCGAGGCGCGUCAUUUUUUUCGACAACUUGUUCAAGCUAUUGCUUAUGUUCAUAGCAUGGGAUUUGCCCAUAGAGAUUUGAAGCCUGAAAAUCUGCUACUGACUGAAGAUCUGCAAUUGAAACUCAUUGAUUUUGGUCUUUGCGCUAAACCAGAACUUGGUUUAUGUGAUUUUUUGCAUACAUGCUGUGGCUCACCAGCCUAUGCUGCUCCUGAACUCAUCCAGGGAUUACCAUAUAAAGGACAUCAAGUUGAUAUAUGGUCGAUGGGCGUUCUACUGUAUACACUACUUUGCGGUUGCUUACCAUUCGAGGACGAUAGUGUUCAAAAGUUGUACACUAAGAUUGCAAAUGGAAUAUAUUACGAACCAGACUAUUUGAGUCCUUUAAGCAAAGACUUAUUGAAAUCUCUGUUACAAGUGGAUCCUGAGAAGCGCAUCACUAUUUCCAAACUGAUCGUCCAUCCAUGGAUCAAUAAAAAAUACACCCAGACACUGAAAUGGAAAUCUAUAUAUGAUAAAAAUAUCGUCGAUGAAGAAGUGGUUAGAGAACUUGCUUCUCAUUUUGGACGACCAUUUAGCGAUAUGGAAGCUCGUGUUAAGGAGUGGAAAUUUGACUAUCUAACUGCUACCUACCGUUUGCUGUUGCAACAGAAAAAGCGUGGCAUGAAUUUCGUCUUGCCAAUACUGAAACCUAGGAAUGGAAUGGCCAAUCCAAAGCAAAUUAUUUUGGGCUCCCAAACAAUACAUGCUUCACUAGAUAACGACUUAAAUAAUUCUGGCUUGGAUGAAAAUGAUUUGAUGAUACAAGAAACAGAUGAAGCUACAUCACAUGGCGCUAGGAAGUCAUUUGAGGGAAGCAAUCUCAUUUCUUCUGUAGCAACUCAGCAGGACAAAAAUUUAUCAUAUGCUUACGCGAUGCUCAAUAUGCCAUUUACCCACUUGGGAAGCUCACCCAAACAAUUUAUUGCCUGUGGCAUUCGGCAGGAAAACAACUUUGCUACUGCCGAAUUAGUUCAUGCUACUCCAGCACGACAUCGAACCAAGCCUCAAUGUGGUACUGUUUUUGAUUCCCGUUUUUACUACCGUGCAAAUGACAAAGAAAAUUGGAAUCCAGCCUCCUUAAGAAUGCAUGGUUUCAUAAAGAUUUGUGAUGAAUGCCCAAGAAGUAAUCUUUACGCAACACCGUUGCGAGUCCCUGUUUCUUGUACAUCUUCUGCGAAGAUGAGAUCACGAUCGAUGGAGCAUAGUGAAACUUUUCCAAGUACUCCCAUACAAGAUUCUGUACCACGUUCGGCACACUCUCCACGAUCAUCAUCUAAGACACCUCGUCUCCGUCAGCGAGUUUUUGCAUCACUAGAACGACAGGCUGAUAAAAUGAUCAAUUUGCUGACACCACGCAAAGUUAAAAAUAAUCAACCUGAAAUGCUAAAGCAAACCAAGACAAUGGUAAAUGUAUCAAUUACAUCUUCCAAAAACCCAGAUCGUGUACGUCGCGAACUGAUGCGUGUUUUUGCUGAACAAAACAUUACAACGGAUUAUCAUGGAUGGAAAAUAUCUGGUCGAAAAAAGGAUGAAUUCAACCGUAUGAUGACUGUAGAAUUGGAAGUGGUUUGGAUUGAAAUGGGUAAUAAGGAAAAAUUAGUGGGUGUUAAGCGAAAGCGUCUUAAUGGCGAUGCCUUUCUUUAUAAAAAAGUUUGUGAACAGGUUCUCCAGUUAGCCGGGUUGUGA
Molecule: messenger RNA, 2112 nt
Organism: Brugia malayi
Lineage: Eukaryota; Metazoa; Nematoda; Chromadorea; Rhabditida; Onchocercidae
Gene: Bma-pig-1
Exons: 15
Coding region: 1-2112 (703 amino acids)
Biological process (GO): intracellular signal transduction; protein phosphorylation; microtubule cytoskeleton organization
Cellular component (GO): cytoplasm
Molecular function (GO): ATP binding; tau-protein kinase activity; protein serine/threonine kinase activity
Source: RefSeq, a predicted model, not a curated record